Cetraspora pellucida is the source of this 1524-nucleotide messenger RNA. NCBI's taxonomy places the organism in Eukaryota, Fungi, Glomeromycota, Glomeromycetes, Diversisporales, Gigasporaceae. The record is from the annotation of a GenBank genome assembly.
AUGUCUCUACAGAACAUUUCAGAUGAAGAUGUGUAUUUAGAUGAAUUAUAUUUACAACCAAAUGAAGAAACUGACUUAAUAUCAGAUAAUGAAUUACCCUUAUAUUCUGAUGAACAAAAGUCUUUAAAUAAAGAUUCAUAUUUAUCAUUAGAUAAUGAUCUCUAUCUAAAUAAUGAAUCUUCAUUAAAAAAUGACAAUUCUUUGAAUAACAUAUCUUCCUUAAAUGAAAAAUCAUCUAAUGUAUUUGCUCAAAAUGCAAAAAGAAAAAUUAACCAGGUUAAGAAAAAAAUUAAAUGUCAUAAAUGGAUCAGUAAUGAUAAUAAAAGGCAACAAUGCUCAAGUGUCUUUGAAUUAAAAACCCCUACAACAAAUUUAGCCGCACAUCUUCAAACAGAACACAGAUUGGAUAAAAAUAGACCUUUAUUGUCACUAAGUAGUGUACAAGAAACAACCCAACCACAGCCUGUACAAUCAGGUCUAUUGCAAUAUACUUUACCAGAAUUAUUUAGUCCAAAGCCACAAUUUCAACUUCAAGGUUAUGAUACAUUCAGACAAAAAAUGCAUAAGGCAAUAAACUAUACUGAAAAUUGUUUAAAAAAUUUAAUUGACAGCACAUUAGAAUUUUUUGCAUUCACUACAGACCUAUGGACUCAAAAUUACAAACCAUAUAUUGGAAUUAUGAAUUUAAGUGACAAAUGUAUGGCAGACGUAACUGAUAAUGCUAGCACAAUGGUAAAAGCAUUAAAUGAUAUUGGGAUCUUACAUGUACAAUGUACAGCUCACACUAUCCAUCUUGGGGUUACUAAUGGUUUAAAACAAACUAUCGACUUGAUUAACCAUACAAAAGCUCUAAAUGCAUUUGUUGCCAGAAAAGAUAAAUUUAGAGAAAGGUUACGAUUAGUGCAAGUUGAAAUAGCUAAAGAAAAAAAUACAUCAAAGAAUAUUAAAGAUAUUUCAGUCCUAGAUCCAAUUUUCAAUGAUACUGUAACCAGGUUACAAAAAGAUCUUGCAAAAAAUAAUGAAAAAAGUAUUAGAAAUAAUGCCAAAACAUUAGAAAAUUUGCUCCUUAAUGAAGAAGAAUUGUUGGGAAUCCAAGAGUUAGUUGAGUUGCUAGGCCCUUUUGCACAGGUUACAACUAUAAUAGGCAGAGAUCAUUAUCUCACUUUUUCAAUAAUGUUACUUCUAAUUAAAAGAUUACAAGAACAUCUAUUUCAAAAGAAAGCAACCCUUAAACAUUCAAUUGUUCGUAAUGUGUGUGAUGAGAUAGAACUUUUAUUUGGAAACCAUUGGGAAGAACCAGGAGUAGAUGGGUACAUUGCUGCUAUCCUUAACCCAAGAUUUAAGAAUCUGAGCUUUGAGUCAGAAAAGCUAGAGAUAAUAAAAGAUGAAUUAAAAUGCAAGAUGGAAGAUUCAAAAAAUAUAUACUUAACAACACCCUCUAUUGAAAAUAAUACAUCCUUCUCAUUAUUAAAUUCACUUUUUGAAGAAACUUCUCAGCCAUUUGUCCUAUUGAAGCCAAAUUAA